UACUGUGUAUUUUAGUGACAGACCUCUGUUUUAAAGAGUUUUAUAGGUUAUGUGUAGCUCAUUGAUGACAUGGCGCUGUAACAGUGAAUGUGAAGCAGCCUGAAGGCCAGUCCGUCACCCGCCAGAGACAGUACAGAUGUGUGUUUUGAUAUCCACUGUUUAGAGAAGCUACAGUUUUUCCGUAAAUGUGAAAAUCGACUGCAGGUUACUCUGUUAGCUUGUCAGACCAUAGAUUACACUGCACCGUAAGACUAAUACACAGUGCGUUAAUGUGGCUAGCUUGCUCGGCUAACUAUAGCUAACCAUAUUUCGUUAAAAACAUGCGAGAUAGUUAGUAGUCGCUUUCAGAUGUGUUUUCAGACCAUUUCUAAAGUGGCAAAUAAAAUUAACCAACUUAUUAAACAGAGAAAGUAUACCCAAAACGACAGUAACUUCGUUUUAGUCAGAGGCCUCGCCGUUAGCCGGUGUCAAGCCGGUAACUCACGUUGACUGUGGUGUGUUUCAGUACACGAUGGGACGUGUGAUCAGGGGACAGAGAAAAGGUGCGGGCUCCGUGUUCAAAGCCCACGUCAAGCACAGGAAAGGUGCUGCUAAACUCCGUCAUAUUGACUUCGCUGAACGCCAUGGUUACAUCAAGGGGAUUGUGAAGGAUAUUAUCCAUGACCCUGGCCGUGGUGCUCCCCUGGCCAAAGUCGCCUUCCGUGACCCAUACCGCUUCAAGAAGAGGACAGAGCUCUUCAUUGCUGCUGAGGGCAUCCACACUGGACAGUUCAUUUACUGUGGCAAGAAGGCUCAGCUGAACAUUGGCAAUGUCCUGCCUGUCGGCACAAUGCCUGAGGGAACCAUCAUCUGCUGCCUGGAGGAGAAGCCCGGCGACAGAGGCAAACUGGCCCGCGCUUCAGGAAACUACGCCACAGUGAUCUCCCACAACCCUGAGACCAAGAAGUCCAGAGUCAAGCUUCCCUCAGGCUCCAAGAAAGUCAUCUCCUCUGCCAACAGAGCUGUUGUUGGUGUGGUUGCCGGAGGCGGUCGUAUUGACAAGCCCAUCCUGAAGGCUGGUCGUGCCUACCACAAGUACAAGGCCAAGAGGAACUGCUGGCCACGUGUCCGUGGUGUGGCUAUGAACCCUGUUGAGCAUCCCUUCGGUGGUGGUAACCAUCAGCAUAUUGGCAAGCCCUCAACAAUCAGGAGGGAUGCACCUGCUGGUCGCAAGGUCGGUCUCAUUGCUGCCCGACGCACAGGCAGACUGCGCGGAACAAAGACCGUACAGGAGAAGGAGAACUAAAUCUGACUUUCUUGAUAAUAAAAUCUGUUCCAAAAGAA
Scatophagus argus is the source of this 1323-nucleotide messenger RNA. It is a transcript of the gene rpl8, whose product is annotated as ribosomal protein L8. The record is from RefSeq and is a predicted model, not a curated record. Gene Ontology annotation, biological process: cytoplasmic translation. The coding region runs from base 512 to 1285 and encodes 257 amino acids. The transcript has 5 exons. Gene Ontology annotation, cellular component: cytosolic large ribosomal subunit; ribosome. NCBI's taxonomy places the organism in Eukaryota, Metazoa, Chordata, Actinopteri, Scatophagidae. Gene Ontology annotation, molecular function: RNA binding; structural constituent of ribosome.